GCUGGCAGGAAGCGGAGAUAUGAAAAACACCCUGCCCCCACAACAACGAAGGUACUCCCUCAGGCUGUCAAAGCGUGUGGAUACUCGACCUGCCACGUGUAUGACAUUAAUGUCCACGUUUAUCCACGUGGCAUUCCACAAAGGCUUGCCAAGAUCGCGCGCAACACCAACCCCUUAUCCAACAAAAUCCCCUUUGUUUUUGCUUACACUUCUCUCUUUCUUCCUCCCCCCUUCCCCACCCCCCCAAAACGGCUCUUUUGAAAACGCCAUGACCGCCAUAGCUGCUGCUGUUGCUUUAUCCUUGCCAAUCUCUUUAUGCAAUUCAUGCAAGGUUUCUAAAAAGUUUCAGGGCGUUAAAGGAGGGUUUGGGGUGUUUGCAGUGUUGGGGGAGGCAAAUAGCUUGGGGCCAAGCGAUAAGAAGAGCCUCUGGGGCACGUUGUUUGAUGUAGAGGAUCCAAGAUCUAAAGCCCCGCAAUGUAAAGGGAGGUUCUUAGAUGUAUAUCAGGCAUUGGAAUUGGCUAGAUAUGAUAUUCAGUACUGCGAUUGGCGGGCUCGCCAAGACUUGCGCACGAUUGUGCUUCUUCAUGAAAAGGUAGUGGAAGUGUUGAAUCCGUUAGCUCGUGAAUACAAGUCUAUUGGCACUAUGAAGAAAGAACUCGCAGAAUUGCAAGGAGAACUGGCACAAGCUCACAAACAGGUACAUAUAUCGGAAGCAAGGGUUUCUGCUGCUUUGGAUAAACUAGCGUACAUGGAGGAAUUGGUUAAUGGAAAGCUGUUGGAAGAUAGGACCAAAAUGGAGUCCAGCAUAGCAGCCCCUUCUAUGUCAACACAAUCUCUGGAUACUAUGAAGAGGCCCCGGAAAAGCUUGGAUGUGUCAGGUCCGGUUCAACCUUAUCACCCCCGCUUGAAGAACUUCUGGUAUCCUGUUGCUUUCUCCACUGAUCUGAAGGAUGAGACUAUGAUUCCAAUUGAUUGCUUUGAGGAGCCAUGGGUUCUUUUUCGAGGAAAAGAUGGGAAUCCAGGAUGCAUCCAGAACACUUGUGCACAUAGAGCAUGCCCUCUUCACCUUGGCUCAGUAAAUGAGGGUCGUAUCCAAUGUCCCUACCAUGGGUGGGAAUACACUACAGAUGGAAAAUGUGAAAAAAUGCCAUCUACGCGAUUACUUAAUGUGAAAAUAAAGUCAUUGCCAUGUCUUGAGCAAGAGGGAAUGAUCUGGAUUUGGCCUGGGGAUGACCCACCAACGACAACUCUUCCUUCCUUACAACCUCCUUCUGGAUUUGUAAUUCAUGCCGAGAUUGUCAUGGAACUUCCUGUCGAACAUGGGCUACUGUUGGAUAACCUAUUGGAUCUUGCUCAUGCACCUUUUACUCACACUUCCACUUUUGCCAAGGGAUGGACGGUUCCCAGUCUGGUGAAAUUUUUGACACCUGCAUCUGGUCUCCAAGGUUACUGGGACCCAUAUCCCAUUGACAUGGAAUUUCAACCACCUUGUAUGGUCCUAUCGACCAUUGGUAUAUCAAAACCGGGCAAACUAGAAGGACAGAGUACAAAGGAAUGCGCGACACACCUUCACCAGCUUCAUGUAUGCUUACCGUCAUCGAGAAAUAAGACAAGACUGUUAUAUAGAAUGUCACUGGAUUUUGCUCCCCUGUUGAAGCACAUUCCUUUUAUGCAUUAUUUAUGGAGGCAUUUCGCGGAACAGGUCUUGAAUGAGGAUUUGCGACUCGUGAUCGGCCAGCAAGAACGUAUGAUUAAUGGGGCAAAUGUCUGGAAUUGGCCGGUAGCUUAUGAUAAGCUAGGAGUGCGGUACAGAUUAUGGAGAGAUGCCGUUGAACGAGGAUCUAAACCGUUGCCAUUCAGCAAACCGAUGUAAAUUUUAACUCUAGCAACCAAAUUUAACAUCCUUUCUCACAUUAUUGGGACCAACUCUCGCACUCUCAAAACAUAUUAUCAAGGUUUGGCAUUGGUACAUCAAGGACAACCAAAAGAGAUUCAGGCGGAAGUGUAUUUUGAUCCGAGACAGGUACGAGUUGGUGUCUAGUCAUUGUAAAAGAAAAUAGAAUUUGUACACUGCUUUUUAUAGUUUUUGUGUACAGCUAAAUUAAAUCCCCAUUUUCUUUAUCUCUUUCGAUAACCCCGGACCAGAGAAAUGAUUGGAAAAAUUGUUUUUUUUGGCCUUGAAAUUUAGAAGCCAAUGUUAAUCUCUAGUCCAGCAGCAGCAAAGAUCUUUGUACCGUGUAAAAACGGAUGUUUAAUGAAAAAUCCAAAGAUUUGCGUA
Molecule: messenger RNA, 2278 nt
Organism: Gossypium raimondii (Peruvian cotton)
Lineage: Eukaryota; Viridiplantae; Streptophyta; Magnoliopsida; Malvales; Malvaceae
Product: chlorophyllide a oxygenase, chloroplastic
Exons: 9
Coding region: 20-1873 (617 amino acids)
Biological process (GO): chlorophyll biosynthetic process
Cellular component (GO): chloroplast
Molecular function (GO): iron ion binding; chlorophyllide a oxygenase activity; 2 iron, 2 sulfur cluster binding
Source: RefSeq, a predicted model, not a curated record